This is a messenger RNA of Symbiodinium sp. CCMP2456, 657 nucleotides long. NCBI's taxonomy places the organism in Eukaryota, Dinophyceae, Suessiales, Symbiodiniaceae. The record is from the annotation of a GenBank genome assembly.
AUGGAUGGAGGAGAGUGCUUCAAGGCGCUCCUGCGAUCGGUGGAGGAGCAGUACGAGAGCGACCUUCACGAAGUCAGAUGUGCUCGGCGGUCGAAGAUGUGGAUGAAUCAUGCAACCCGCCGCAGCUUCGGUGUUGAAAGCCAAGUUGAGGAUUCUCCCAAGAUCGCAGUGCAGGAUGUGGAGGAGGAAGUGCAGGCAAAAAUCUCGCUUCCACACGAGACGGUGAUGCGGGAUCGCCAAUCAGAGCCGCAGCUGCAGAUGCCGGAGAAGCCACGCUCCGAAGCGCCGCGCCCCAGCGGUCGGCUGUCGGAGCCCAUCCGGCUGAAGCCGAAGAAGCCGAGCUUCGCUGUGCAGCCUCGCUCCUCACGUCGAACUUCCUUUGCAGAUUCCAGAAACGAGAGGUCGGAUCCCGAGUCGGACGAACCUCAAGCAGUGCAAGUCGGACCCGGUCGCCGUUCACAUGACAGCCAGAGGUCGUCACUCCGAUCCUCAAGAUCCAGUGAAGACGGGGUUAAAGAGACCGAAGCCCGAAACGGAUUCAAUGCAGGCAGAGGACGCCGGACCCUGUUCUUCGACAAGUCGCCCGAGGAGAUGGAGGCAAUGUUCCAAGAGGCGCUGAACGAGAGCGAGGACGCUUUGGUUCGAUACGCCGAGUGA